CCGUUGCCGGCAACCGCGUGCCACGCUUACCGUCGUCGCCGUUUGUGCGUGCAUGUGCUCGGUGUACCAUACAGAAAAUAAUAUUAAUAAUAAUAAUUUUCGAUAUUAUAAAGGAAGAGUAGAAAGACAAAAAAAAGAAACCUUUAAAAAUCCAUACGCAGACAACAGUUUUUCGAUGACGGGCAAGAAGGCGCCGGAGCUUUAACCGUCGCCGGUAGAAUACGAAAAAUAGCCACCAAUGACCGGUCAGGAGGUCGCCAACAUGCGGCUGGCGUGCACGCUAAUCGCGGUAAACGCUCUGUUCGUUGACUUGGCUCAUGGUCACGCGAACGUCACGCCGACAGUUUCUUCGAUUCGAAAUUCAACCGACAUUGCAGAUUACGACGAAACGGCCAACAUGACCGAUGAGGAAUACCAGAACUAUGUGGUGGACUACGUGACGCCUAAGAAGCCCGAAUGGGUGCUCAUAGUCAUGCACGCCGUUGUGUUUGUAGUAGGACUCAUUGGCAACGCUCUGGUGUGCGUGGCAGUUUAUAGAAACCGAACGAUGCGGACCGUUACAAAUUACUUUAUCGUCAACUUGGCUGUAGCCGAUUUCCUGGUGAUUUUGAUUUGCUUGCCGCCCACCGUGCUGUGGGACGUGACGGAAACUUGGUUUAUGGGGACGUUGGCGUGCAAGCUGGUUUUGUACUUUCAGACUGUGUCGAUUACCGUGUCUGUUAUGACGCUCACAUCGAUAUCCAUCGAUCGGUGGUACGCCAUUUGUCAUCCGCUCAAGUUCAAGUCGACCACGGGUAAAGCCAGAACCGCGAUCGUCAUCAUAUGGAUCAUUGGCCUGCUGUCGGACAUGCCUGAGCUAUGGGUGUUGAAGACUAUCAACCAUGGUGGACCGAGGUUGGCCGACAGCGUCUAUCUGACCCAGUGUUACGCCCUUUGGAGCCAAGAAUCUGAGACUAUUUACCAGGUGGCGAAAAUGAUACUACUCUACGUGUUACCAUUGUCGCUAAUGUCCAUCACUUACUAUCAAAUCGUCCGGGUGCUCUGGAGAUCCGACACCAUACCCGGUCACACGGAAACCGUGCAGAUGUUCAACUCACACGGUCAAAACGGGGUCAACCGGACGGCAAAUGUGGGAUGUGCUAGUAGCAUGACACAGAUAAAAGCCAGAAGAAAGGCCGCUAAGAUGCUGGUAGCUGUGGUGAUAAUGUUCGCUUUGUGUUUUUGUCCUGUACACCUGAUGAACCUGUUGAGAUACACUAUUGGAAUUCGGCAGACAGAAUUGAUGGCGUUGGUGACGAACUUUACACACUGGCUGAUAUACGCCAACAGUGCGGUCAACCCGUUGAUUUACAAUUUCAUGAGUGGAAAAUACCGAAACGAAUUCAAGAGACUGUUCUUGUGCUUUGGAAUGGACAGACAGAACCGGCUGCGCAGGGGAAAUCACACUUCUAGGAGUGGCACUUACAUUUGCCGGUUUACGAUGACCACCAUGAAAACGGAAAACGUCAGCUUCGGGCUUUCGCCGGAGGACGUGCAGUAAAAGUCGUGGACAGAUGCAGAAUGUGGUCACAAAAGAUUGUUUGGAGUUGACAGCGAUUGAAAAUCACAUGGGCAAAAUAGAAGUCAACUCAAACACCCUCUCUAUCACGCCCAACCCAUCUAUAAAAAAAAAAAUGUCAAAUUUUCACUCUCAACCCAAGUCUAAACCGAAUCAAUCAUUUUGUGUAAAUUCUUAGAAUAGACCCAUUAAAAUAGUAUUUUCGGAGUGUCCGAUACAAUAAUGAUAUAUUAGUGCAUACAUUGACACAUCUCAUUCCGAACAAAAUAAAUAUAAUUUUCUGGCCUUUUUUCGCUUAUCUCGCGAGAAAUUAUCUUUUCUUAUUAUGUCUGUGAUCUUUUUUUGAAUAGCAUACAUUAUUGAGCAAUGAUCACAUUAUACAAUUAUCUUCUUGUUAAAAAAAAAAAAUCAAAACACAUAAUAUACUUUUUUAUUAAACAUUAGACAAGACAUUAGACUAUUAUAUUUAUUACCUAUUUAAUAUGAAUCAUAUUCUAUUUUAAAUUCAUAAACAUGUCAAAGCUCUUUUGCAGACAAACAAUAACAAAUUAAACUCGUAUUAUGUUUUUUUUUUUUUAAAUUCUACUACAAAACCAAAACUCGCGUCUUAUUUACACACCUCAGACUGUAUGUGUAAAAACGUCAUUUACAUUAAGACUCGUAAAGACAUAUGGUGUCUGCAAAUCGAAUAUUGGCUCUAAUUGUAUACAGAGUGAUCGUUUAAGGUUGUAUACUACUUUUCAAAAAUAACUGAAAUAUGAUAAUUUUGCUUUUUAAGCGGAUCAAUUUACAACACUAAUUAUAGUUCAAGUUCCAAUUUAAAUGUAUUUUUCCCUGCUACAUAAUAGUUCGACUACGAGGAAUAGUCAGUAUGGGAAAACCGAUGAUUUAUAAUUGUUUUGUAGUGAUAAUUUAGGCGUUUUCUCAAAUUUCACCAUCUAGAUUAAUUUUUCUCGAUAGAUUUUUUUCGCUCCAGCCCGUUUUAGCCACAUUUUGAGAAACUCUUAAAGCGGUUUUGAAAUUAAAUUAAAAAAUAUAUAAUAUAUAAUGUACAGUUAUUUCUCGAUUUAUCUAAUAGGAUACUUACAUUUAAAAUAACUUUUUAAGUAAUAGAAUCAUCUAAUCUAUUAUAGAUGUAUUGUUGAAGUUGUAAAUCUUAAUUAUUCGUAUCCCGGAGUAAUCCUAGUAAUCAUUAUAAGUGACUUACUUGUAUAUAAUCUGUGUUUGUUUCCUCGGCACGUUUGUCGGUUUUUCUUUGUCGCAACCUUCCUCAGUGUGCGACAUAGGUUUUUUCCACCAUAAUAUGUACUUUUUCUUAAAAAAAAAACCCCCCCGUUAAGUGGGAAAAAACUAAUACUUACAUACUAUACUAUACUACUGUGUCGAUUGUGUGUAAAAAGUGUUAUAUAAAAUACAAACAUUGUGUUAUAUUAAAUUACGUUUGUUUGUUUAUAUCAUAGUCAUAAUUAUA
This is a messenger RNA of Adelges cooleyi (spruce gall adelgid), 3029 nucleotides long. RefSeq names its product orexin receptor type 2-like. Gene Ontology annotation, molecular function: orexin receptor activity. Gene Ontology annotation, cellular component: membrane. NCBI's taxonomy places the organism in Eukaryota, Metazoa, Arthropoda, Insecta, Hemiptera, Adelgidae. The record is from RefSeq and is a predicted model, not a curated record. The coding region runs from base 239 to 1540 and encodes 433 amino acids. Gene Ontology annotation, biological process: G protein-coupled receptor signaling pathway; feeding behavior. The transcript has 8 exons.